Taeniopygia guttata (zebra finch) is the source of this 1913-nucleotide messenger RNA. The record is from RefSeq and is a predicted model, not a curated record. Lineage: Eukaryota; Metazoa; Chordata; Aves; Passeriformes; Estrildidae.
GCGGCCUUUUCAGGGGCGCUGCCCCUUUAAGAGCAGCCGCUGAUACGUCACGACGCACGACGUUCCCCUAAGGGAACGGAAGCCGCUUCACAACCGGGCGGAAGUAGGGAAAUGUGCGUUGCGUACCCGGAUGCGGAGACGGCUUCUGAUUGGCUGCUGAGAGCGAGGCGGCGGCCGGUGGGGAAGAACCCGGAAGUGCUGAGGGGAAGCGGCGGCGGCGACGCCAGCGUGCCCAUGCCCGGGGCGGGCAGCGCCAGCCUGGCUCCCGAGGAACACCCCAUGUCCGUGCCCGUGCCUGUCCCUGGCAUGGGCAGUGCCAGCCUGGCGCCCGAGGAGCGGCACACGGCCAUUCCCAGCGCGGGCAGUGCCAGCCUGGCCCCCGAGGAACACCGUGUGCCCGUCCCUGGCACGGGCAGUGCCAGCCUGGCCCCCGAGGAGCGCGUGCGGCGCCUGGUGCGGGCGGGCAGCAGCGUGCAGGUCAGCGAGGACGUGCCCCCGCGCCGCUAUUUCCGCUCGGGCGUGGAGAUGCUGCGCAUGGCAACCAUCUACUGCCAGGAGGGCAACCUGGAGCACGCCUUCAUCCUCUACCACAAGUACAUCACGCUCUUCAUCGAGAAGCUGCCGCAGCACCGCGACUACAAAAGCGCCGCCAUCCCCGAGAAGAGGGAGACGGUCAGAAAGCUGAAGGAAGUAGCCUUUCCCCGAGCCGAAGAGCUCAAGGAGGAGCUGCUAAAGAGGUACGCCAAGGACUAUGCUAAGUACAAGGAGCAGGAGCAGCAGCUGGAGGAGGAGAGGACUCGGGUGGCCCUGCUGAAGCAGCAGCAGGCAGAGCAGGAGCAGUUCCAGGCCUUCGAGGAGAUGAUCCGGCAGCAGGAGCUGGAGAAGGAGCGCCUGAGGAUCGUGCAGGAGUUUGGCAAACCAGAGCCAGAGCCUGGGGAUGGUCCCCUCAUCCCUGGCGUGGAGAAGCCCCCAACAGAUUUAACCCCAAAGCUGCCAGGCUCUGCAGUUCCCCCGGCAAGCCCAGCAGUGGGGACUGUGCCCUCCAAGCCUCCUGCUGUGGACAGAUCCUUGAAGCCCAGUGCUUUGGGGAGCACGGAGAACAGUGCAGGGGAGGACGUCCUGCGCCAGGUCAUUGUCCCCAGGGAGCUGUGCCACAAGUUCCUGCAGCUGGCUGACGCCAACACGGCGCGGGGCGUGGAGACCUGCGGCAUCCUCUGCGGGAAGCUGAUGAGGAACGAGUUCACCAUCACGCACGUCAUCGUGCCCAAGCAGCUGGGCGGCCCCGACUCCUGCACCACCGAGAGCGAGGAGGAGCUCUUCCUCAUCCAGGACCAGCACGGCCUCGUCACCCUGGGCUGGAUCCACACCCACCCCACGCAGACAGCCUUCCUCUCCAGCGUGGACCUGCACACCCACUGCUCCUACCAGAUGAUGCUGCCCGAGUCCAUCGCCAUCGUCUGCUCGCCCAAGUACCAGGAGACUGGGUUCUUCAGGCUGACGGAGCACGGCCUGGAGGAGAUCUCGUCCUGCCGGCAGAAGGGCUUCCACCCCCACCCCAGGGAGCCCCCCCUGUUCACAACCUGCAGCCACGUGUCGGUGGUGGAGAGGGACGUGGUGCUGCUGGAUCUCCGAUAAGCCUCCCCCUGCCCCCUCACAGGAGCCCCCCACCUUCCUGUAGGCCUUUGGAGGGAAUCUGGUUUCUCUCCCUGCCCUCCGUGGGGCUGCAGGCGUGGGGAGGAGCUCACAGACACUACAGCAGCCCUUUAACCCUGCCCCACAUCCUCGUGGGGAGCUUCCCCUGCCCCCCGAGCUGUGGGAACUCUCCGAGGGCUGGUGGGACUCCCCCCUGAGCCCUGCCCCGUUUUGUCCUGUCUCAGCUCCCAGGAGCUGAUAAAUCUUUUCCAUGGUUUAAA